AAGAGGCUCAAGGCCUUCCAGCAGGUCCAGAGGAAGAAGGAAGAGCCCCGGCCGCCGGCCACCAGCCAGAGCAUCCCCACCUUCUACUUCCCUCGUGGCCGGCCACAGGACACGGUGAGCACGGAUGCUGUCAUCGCCAGGAUCGAGAGGACAUUCGCCCAGUUCCCGCACGAGCGGGCCACCAUGGAGGACAUGGGCACGGUAGCCAAGGCCUGCGGAUGCCCGCGGUACUGGAAGGGGCCGCUUUUCUACGCCGCCGGGGGAGAGCGCACAGGCUCUGUCUCCGUCCACAAGUUCGUGGCCAUGUGGAGAAAGAUCCUGCAGAACUGCCAUGACGAGGCCACUAGGUUUGUUCACCUGCUCAUGAACCCUGGCUGCAACUACCUGGUGCAGGAGGACUUCGUCCCCUUUCUGCAGGACGUGGUGAACACCCACCCCGGCCUGGCCUUCCUGAAGGAGGCAUCUGAGUUCCACUCUCGCUACAUCACCACCGUCAUCCAGAGGAUCUUCUACACAGUCAACAGGUCCUGGUCCGGGAGGAUCACCUGUGCAGAGCUCCGGAGGAGCACCUUCCUGCAGAACGUGGCCCUGCUAGAGGAGGAGGCAGACAUCAACCAGCUGACCGAGUACUUCUCCUAUGAGCAUUUCUAUGUCAUCUACUGCAAGUUCUGGGAGCUGGACACUGACCACGACCUGCUCAUCGACCAGCAGGACCUGGCCCGGCACAACGACCACGCCAUCUCCACGAAAAUGAUCGAGAGGAUCUUCUCGGGAGCUGUGACGAGAGGUAGAAAAGUCCAGAAGGAAGGAAAGAUAAGCUAUGCCGACUUCGUCUGGUUUCUCAUCUCUGAGGAAGACAAGAAAACACCGACCAGCAUUGAGUACUGGUUCCGGUGCAUGGACCUGGAUGGGGACGGGGCGCUGUCCAUGUUUGAGCUCGAGUACUUCUACGAGGAGCAGUGCCGCCGGCUGGACUGCAUGGCCAUCGAGGCCCUGCCCUUCGAGGACUGCCUGUGCCAGAUGCUGGACCUGGUGAAGCCUCAGAGUGAAGGGAAGAUCACACUCCGAGACCUCAAGAGGUGCAAGCUCGCCAAUGUCUUCUUCGACACCUUUUUCAACAUUGAGAAGUACCUGGACCACGAGCAGAAGGAGCAGGCGUCCCUGCUCAGGGAGACGGAGACUGAGGGCCCCGAGCUGUCGGACUGGGAGAAGUACGCAGCCGAGGAGUAUGACAUCCUGGUGGCCGAGGAGGCUGUGGGGGAGCCCUGGGAUGACGGGUAUGAGGCGGAGCUGAGCCCCGUGGACCAGAAGCUGAGCGCCCUGCGGACGCCCCUGGCCCAGAGGUCCUUCUUCGAGACGCCGUCUGCGCUGGGCGCUGUCCACCUGUAUGACUACGAGUGCGAGUGUGAUUGCAGCGACGAGGACCUGCAGCCCUCCUGACCCCCCGCCCCCGAGGGCCCACCCGGGCGGCGGCCGCGGGCGGCGGCCUCUGUGUGGAAACAGACCUGUGUUUGAUGGUGUUGGCGGCUGAGCUUCUACAGACCUGAGCUGUGUGUACAGAACGACAAGUCCUAUUUAUUCAACAUGGGGGCUGGUGGAGGGGGUCCCCGCAGGCAGUGUCACCGUGGCCCGGUGGGCAGAGGAGAUGCCGGUACCCGCUGGGGACUCCCCGCACGUCGGGCCCCUCAGCUCACUGUCCGGCUUCCGAGUGGAGGUGUUUGGAGACAGAUGGGUCCUGGCUGGGUUCACGCUGGAGGGAGCUGAUUUCUGCCCUGUGCUGUGACCUGCACUGACCAUGGGCGUGGAGACUGCCUGCUCCUCAGCAGUGACGUGUCCCGGAGCUGCCCCUCCUACCUGCACGCUCGCCCCUGCACAGGGCUGCCCCCUCGGGUACCCGUGUGACCACUUCCUCCUAAAUGUACAAAACCUGUAAAGUUAACUUUUAUUUGCCGUGUAGAGCGAUUUUAAAACAUUUUAAUAGAUCACAUUUGUAUUUUCAAAUAAAUAAUUUAAGGAUU
Molecule: messenger RNA, 2018 nt
Organism: Miniopterus natalensis
Lineage: Eukaryota; Metazoa; Chordata; Mammalia; Chiroptera; Miniopteridae
Source: RefSeq, a predicted model, not a curated record